AUGGCAAGUACCUCCCCGCACUCGCUGCGCAAACACAGCUGCCCGAGCUUCACCCGCUGACUUCACUGUAGGCGAACGUAAUAGCGAAUUCGGGCCACGAUGAUAUGAUUGUACGUUAUACGCUUUCACCUCGGGUCUCUCUCGAAUCUGCACAGCCUUGAGAAUAUCGAAUCAACCACGAAACAACUCGACGGCGCGCAAUGGACGCCAACGGAGUCGAUUUGCUGUCCAUUGAAGCUAACGACACUCAGCACGAUGCCGUACUGGACUACUAUGGCAGGCGGUUAGCUACAUGCUCUUCGGACAAGACGAUCAAGAUCUUCGAGGUCGAGGGCGAAACCCACAGACUGGUCGAGACACUGAAAGGACACGAGGGCGCUGUAUGGUGUGUGGCAUGGGCACACCCAAAGUAUGGCAACAUCCUCGCCUCUUCCUCGUAUGACGGCAAGGUCCUCAUCUGGCGCGAGCAAUCCGGCGCCUGGCAAAAGAUCUACGACGUUGCGCUCCACACCGCGUCCGUCAACCACGUCGCCUGGGCGCCUCACGAAGCCGGCUGCCUCCUCGCGUGCGCUUCCUCCGAUGGCAACGUCUCGGUCCUCGAGUUCAAGGGCGAUGCCUGGACACACCAGAUCUUUCAGGCCUGCGGCUCAGGCGUAAACAGUGUCUCAUGGGCACCAGCCGUUGCGCCCGGUCAGGUUGUCAGUGCCAGCGGGAACCAGGCUGGCCCUGCGCGUCGGUUCGUUACAGGCGGCAGCGACUGCCAGGUUAAGCUUUGGGAAUUUAGCGUAGAGACAGGGAGCUGGCAAAACACACAAGUCUUGCCUGGACACACAGACUGGGUCCGUGACGUAGCAUGGUCACCCACGGUCCUUUCCAAGUCCUACAUCGCCUCUGCGUCCCAGGACAAGACUGUGCGCAUCUGGACUUCCUCAGAUCUGCGCGACUGGAAAUCCACCGUCCUCAACGUCGACGCCGCCGCGUGGCGUGUAAGCUGGAGCCUCAGCGGCAACGUGCUGGCAGUCAGCACUGGCGAUAACCGAGUCAGCCUGUGGAAGGAGAGAUUGAGCGGUGGAUGGGAGUGUGCCAAGACAAUUGAGGAGUAG
Ascochyta rabiei is the source of this 1103-nucleotide messenger RNA. Its product is annotated as GTPase-activating protein S13. Gene Ontology annotation, biological process: COPII-coated vesicle budding; positive regulation of TOR signaling; protein import into nucleus. Lineage: Eukaryota; Fungi; Ascomycota; Dothideomycetes; Pleosporales; Didymellaceae. Gene Ontology annotation, cellular component: COPII vesicle coat; nuclear pore outer ring. The transcript has 3 exons. The record is from RefSeq and is a predicted model, not a curated record. Gene Ontology annotation, molecular function: protein binding; structural molecule activity. Bases 201 to 1103 code for a protein of 300 amino acids.